UACAGUUUUUAAAGGUCAGUGAACAUCCUGUGGCAUUCAUUAUCUGUUUGGUGUGUGUGUGUCUGUGCGAGAGAGACAGAUAGACAGAGAGUGGAAAAUACUUGUUUUGGCAUCUUCAGUCAGUGUGAUAAUCCUAACAUGCUGCUCACACACAAACGACAAGCGUCAUUGUUGUCUGCAUGACAUGAGGUCAGGAAAUUAUACUGUAGAUAAGUGCCGCUGUCAGGGAGCUCCAUGCCUCUUACAUCGAUAACAUUGUUAUCAAAAGGAAACACUGCCUGACUCAUAGCAGCAGCAAAGUUCUAAAACUAUUCUAAAUGAGUUUAAGCAAUAUCCAUGAAUCAUACUAAUAUGUAUACCCUGGUUGUGUUUAUUCAUUAGCCUUAUAACAGAUGGACCUCAUCGUUUUGUUAUCACCGACAUUGUUGAAAUGAACUUUUGAGCAAGUAAACAAGCCAGAGGUCAUUAUCUAGGAGAGAAUGAACAGGAGGAUGUCCAUCCCCCCCUUGGGUGGACCGUAAUACACUCGUCAUUUCCUCCCCUCAUCUUUUAGAUUUGGUGUGUGUCUUGAGCUUAUGAGGUUGGAUACAGGGCAAGGAGAAGAGUAAAACAGGGGAGGGGUGAAAAAUAACAACGCUUCAGCUGGCUGAGUACAAAAUACCUUAGGCGUGGUUUUCAAUUAUUUCCUUAUGCAGUUGCGAGGGUCUUAGGAUCAUAGAAAAGACAGGAUAAAGCAGCAGUUUAGGCCUUGUUACAGUCUAACACAGAACUGAGCUGUUUCAAGUUUAAGGUGACUAGAAGAGUGGCGGCUAAGGAAAAGAAUCAUCCUAACUGGGCAGAAACUACAAGAGAUCUCAAACAUGGCAGCUAUAAGCAGUAACAAUGAGGAGAAUUUGAACACAAAGGAGGAGCCAAGGGAUCCUACCAGCCUGACUUUGGACACACUGCUCCCGCAAGAUGUGUUAUGUGACUCCUGCAUGGAUAGCCCCAGCAAGGCCCUGAAAUCCUGCCUGACUUGUCUUGUUUCCUACUGCGAGGCUCAUCUCAGACCUCAUCUGGAGAACGCCAAAUUUCAAAACCACCGGCUGGUGGACCCUGUCCAUGACAUCGACUGUCAGGCUUGCGAGGUUCACCAUCUUCCUCUCGAACGCUUCUGUCUGAUGGACGGCUGCUGUGUGUGUCUAGACUGCGAAAACCAGGAGCAUAAAGGUCACACAACUGCAUCCGUGGAGGAGGCAUGCGCUCAGAUUGAGACUGAACUGCAGGAAAAGCAGAUAGAGAUCAGUCAGAGUGCCUCAGCAGCUGAGAAAGCCAUUGGAAAACUGCAGAGCAACAAUGACUUAAUUAAGUCUUCGGUGCAGGAGGUUUGUGUCAUCGUUGAACAGCAGUUCGCCAGGCUGCAGACAACCGUGGAGGAGGCCAAGAAAGGGGCGUUGGAGGUGCUUGAGGGUGAGCAGAGACAAGCCCUCAGACAGGCAGAGGGGAUACAGGCACAUCUGGAGCAGAAGAGAACAGAGCUGACAAAGACUCUGGCCCAAAUGAACAAACUGUCCAGGAGCAAGUCUGAUGUCAACUUCCUGCAGAAGUACUCAGAGUGGAAGACAGGAGAGGCAGCUGUAUGUUUGCCCAGUGUGUACAUCAACCCCAUGGACCAUCUAGACUCUUAUGUUCAAGUAGUGACUGAUGCUACCCAGGAGCUGUGUGACCUGAUUCUCUCAUGUUACAGAGAAAAACUGAACAUGAUUUGCAAAAGUGAUACUAAAUCCCAGAUGCCAGACGUUUCUUCGCUGCCUGAUCCUGAGACUCUAGAGGACUUUCUAAAAUACACAAGGAGUUUGACCUUCAACCCAGACACCACUCAUCAUUUCCUACGUGUAACAGAGGACAACAGAAAGCUGACCAACACCAGCCCCUGGCAGCACAGCUACCCAGACCACCCUGAUCGCUUUGAGUAUUGGCGCCAGGCAAUGACUUCAGACAGCCUUUACGUGGGGAGGCACUACAUUGAAGUUGAGCUGAGCGGGGAAGGCGCACAUGUAGGGGUCACGUACAAGAGCAUCAAUCGUAAGGGAGAUCAAAGCGCAGACUGCAUCACCGGGAAUGACUUUUCUUGGUGCAUGGGGAGGAGCAGCCGAGGUUUCUCUGCCUGGCAUGCUGGUGUGGAGACACUUUUAGAAGCCUCUAAUAUCACAAGAAUUGGCUUAUACGUUGACUUUCACCGAGGCUCAGUGUCUUUCUAUGAUGUAACCGGUCCCAUGAGGCUGCUCCACAAGUACAGGGGUGAUUUCAUAGAGCCCUUGUAUGUUACUGCCUGGCUGUCAAAGAAGGACAAUGUAGUUUUUCUGGUUCAUGCUAAAUGAA
Thunnus maccoyii (southern bluefin tuna) is the source of this 2361-nucleotide messenger RNA. Its product is annotated as E3 ubiquitin-protein ligase TRIM16-like. Lineage: Eukaryota; Metazoa; Chordata; Actinopteri; Scombriformes; Scombridae. The coding region runs from base 861 to 2360 and encodes 499 amino acids. The record is from RefSeq and is a predicted model, not a curated record. Gene Ontology annotation, molecular function: zinc ion binding; protein binding. The transcript has 6 exons.